Hibiscus syriacus is the source of this 875-nucleotide messenger RNA. RefSeq names its product protodermal factor 1-like. The transcript is spliced from 3 exons. Bases 1 to 768 code for a protein of 255 amino acids. Lineage: Eukaryota; Viridiplantae; Streptophyta; Magnoliopsida; Malvales; Malvaceae. The record is from RefSeq and is a predicted model, not a curated record.
AUGGAUGAUUUGGCCAUCUGGAUUUUUGUUGCUGGUUUUCUCUCAAAAGAACUUCUUCUUUCAUACACCAGAUCCUCAUACAGGGACUGUCCCCUCACACGGCGGCUCACCUCAAACUCAAGAAACACCAUCACAUGGAGGCGGUGGUGGCUACGACGACCGACACCGACACCAUCGCAUGGAAGCGUGGGUGGCUACCACCCUAAACCGACACCAUCGCAUGGAAGCGAUGGUAACUACCACCCAACACCGAAACCUUCCGGUGGGAAAUGUGGAACUCCGCCACAUGAAUCGUCAACUCCAUCGGUACCGUCACACUCACCUUCACACGGUGGAUAUGAUAACUACCAUUCUCCUUCAACUCCGGUCACCGAAAACCCACCACCAAUCACUCUGGAUGUCGAUCCGGGACAUCUACAUUUGGGCGGUACAUGCGAUUUUUGGAGGAGUCACCCAACACUGAUACGGGGCUUGGUUGGUUGGUGGGGUAAUCUCGGCAGUGAAUUUGGAGUGACCGGCGCUCCGGGGUUCGGUUCAACCAUGAGCUUGCCUGACGCACUUUCGAACACACAUGAUGACGGGGUCGGGGCACUUUAUCGAGAAGGGACGGCUUCGUUUCUCAACUCCAUGGUGAACAAAAGGUUCCCAUUCUCAACCAAGCAUGUCCGGGAGAGUUUUGUUGCAGCAUUGAGUUCGAACAGUGCCGCAGCAGCUCAGGCCCAUCUGUUCAAGCUUGCCAACGAAGGCCACCUCAGGCCUAGGAACUAAACAACACCUUAAUUUGGUUUAAUUUAUCAGUUCCUUUUUUUUGGAGAAUUUCAUCAGCUUGUUUCUGCUACGAUUUGGAUGGAUAUAUAAUGAGUGAUUUUAUGUUA